CACCAGUAACUUGUGGAGGAACCAUUCUGAUGUUUUGUAAACACAAUGAGUGCAACGAUCAAGGGCCUCUUGAAAGGAUUAAGAUUCAUAGCGCAACUAUUUGAGCCAAAAGAACCAGAAAUGCAAAUUGGUCUUCCCACAGAUGUAAAGCAUGUCUCUCACAUCGGAUGGGAUGGUUCAUCUGCCAAUCCGCCCAGCUGGAUGAAUGGGUUUAAAUCUGUGGAGGAAAUUGCAAAAGAGCCUUCGAAUUCCAUUGUUGAAUCAAAGAAACCUGAAAAAAAAUUGACCCCGGAAGGAAUUCAAGAUUCAAAGAAUGAGAAGCCAAAGCAAAAGUCGAGAAGGAAAUCAUCUACUGGUGCCCCUGGCUCACCCUUAAGUUCCCCAAAGCCGGGAACGGAUGGAACAAAGCAAUCUACGACUAUUGAAUCCGCAUUUGAUUCCCCAAGAGGGAGCCAGAGGUCAAAUCUUAGCCUUGAUUCAUCCUCUCAGGAUCCUGCUGGCAUUCCAAAACUAUUUCGCCGAAAAAAACCAAAGCAGCCAACUGGAAGUGAGUCAGGACAGAAAAUGAAGAACAAACAAAGACAACAAAUGGGUUCAGGUUUGGAAGCAAAUGAAGAAGAGAAAGGAUGAAAUAGAAGUUCAGGAGGAAUCU
Pistacia vera is the source of this 652-nucleotide messenger RNA. Its product is annotated as CRIB domain-containing protein RIC1. Lineage: Eukaryota; Viridiplantae; Streptophyta; Magnoliopsida; Sapindales; Anacardiaceae. Bases 46 to 630 code for a protein of 194 amino acids. The transcript is spliced from 4 exons. The record is from RefSeq and is a predicted model, not a curated record.